AUGGCGCUUACCGUCAAGCAUCUCAACUCCGAUGCCUCAUUCAUGCUCACAUUCGAGCCUGUGUAUGCAGAUCCCAUCCGGGGUCCCGCCACGGUACCUCAACCUUUCACAGUUCUACUAGAUCCAUGGAUCACAGGGCCAUCCAAGAUUUUCCACUCCAGAAUAUCCAUCUCGACCCAUAAACAUGCUCCAUGCGUAUCCUCGCUCUCUCAGCUCCCGGAGCCGGACCUGGUGAUUAUUAGCCAGCACAAGAGCGAUCAUUGCAAUGAGGCUACACUGCGCCAACUGCCGGCCACUGGUACCAAGACGUUGAUCCUAGCUGAGCCCGCCUCGGCCCGUUUAAUAAGGAGCUGGAAGUACUUCGACCGGGACAAGAUCCGGGUUAUCGAGAAGUGGGAAGACCCGCGGCUGGCCGGCAAACCUGGAGCGCUCCGGAUCCCAGUACCGCCUGUGACGCCGGGUGGCCAGAUGGGCGAGGUCACCGUAUCCUGGAUACCCCAGAAGCGAGACAUUGCCGGCCUCCAUGGCGCCAUCGGCAUUACGUACCGGCCGCCUCCUACACACGCACUAACAAACUGGAUAGCCGCUUCGUCCGUCCUUACGCCGCCUGCGACGCCGGUAUCAAGCAAAGUGCCGGCUCCGUAUGCGAUGCCUCCAGCAGCGUCAACAACAGAUGUUCAUCUCCUGCCGGCGAGCCCACCAGUCUCGCCACAUUCGCUGCGCUCGGUGCAGUCCGCAUCGACGCUCCUGCCGUCUCCUACACAGCUCGGCUACCCAUCUACCUUUAGCCGAAGCAUGACACCGCGGCCGCCGACAGCUUCCUCGGGCUCCCGCCCUAUCUCUGUGGUCUUUUCUCCACAUGGAAUCUCAUACUCGCACCUUGCACCCUGGGCAACGAGUCAUCUAGUAUCGGAGGCCGCCCUCCCCCUAACGGCGCUGUUGCAUUGCAUGGAUAGUAUAACUAAUCCCUGGUGGCUCGGCGGGAACAUCUGCUCUGGGACACUGACGGGCGCGGAGAUUGCCAAUAAGCUCGGCGCACGGUGCUGGGUUAGUGCACACGAUGGUGAGAAGGAGGUCCGCGGGUUGGCUACACAGUUGCUCAAGGUGAAGCAAUGGCGGCGCGAGGAAAUUGUCGGACUCGUGAGCCCCAGUUCCCGCGCCGAGUUCGAUUCACGGGGCAGGGGGGAACUUAGGAAGGGUUUGGGCUCAGUGAGAGAGGCCGGAACCGAGGUGCUGAGACUGGGGUGUGGUGAUGAGGUUGUAGUAACGGGCGAUGGCACGGUGCUGUCUUCUACCGGACAAGAGGCUGGCCUUCAGAGAAAGGGGACGAAGAUCGGAGACAUACGCCCACACGUAUUGGACGACACAACGCUACGGAGCGCGACGGUCAGUUGA
Molecule: messenger RNA, 1395 nt
Organism: Neoarthrinium moseri
Lineage: Eukaryota; Fungi; Ascomycota; Sordariomycetes; Amphisphaeriales; Apiosporaceae
Exons: 1
Coding region: 1-1395 (464 amino acids)
Source: RefSeq, a predicted model, not a curated record